AUGCAGUUCCACGGAGUCACCCCAGGGAAGAAGGCAAAGUCACUUGGACAGAUUUCUCUGGAUGUGGUUUUUGGUGAUUCCAAGAAUUUUCGCAAGGAAAGGUUGACGUUUGAGGUAGUGGAUUUCCAUAGUGCCUAUCAUGCUAUUCUGGGCAGGCCAAUAUAUGCUCGUUUCAUGGCCCAUCCAUGUUACGUGUAUCUUAAGCUAAAGAUGACCAGACCCAAAGGUGUGAUCACGGUCACUAGGAACAGACAGAGAGCAGAGGAAUGUCUCCAGAAGGGGUCCAAGAUCGUUGACGAGCAAAUGGCAGUGGUGGAACUGGAGGAAUACAAGAAGAAUGCUGAUCCGAGUGAUUUGCUCUGGGCCAAGAAGCCCGCUUCUAAAUCCGCAUUUCAGUUGGCCAGUGAGACGAAGCCAGUUCACAUUCACCUAGAAGAUCCCACAGCUGCUCCGACCCACAUCUCAACGACACUCGACAGCAAAUAA
Molecule: messenger RNA, 486 nt
Organism: Aegilops tauschii subsp. strangulata
Lineage: Eukaryota; Viridiplantae; Streptophyta; Magnoliopsida; Poales; Poaceae
Source: RefSeq, a predicted model, not a curated record